This is a messenger RNA of Exophiala bonariae, 954 nucleotides long. RefSeq lists its product as uncharacterized. Lineage: Eukaryota; Fungi; Ascomycota; Eurotiomycetes; Chaetothyriales; Herpotrichiellaceae. Gene Ontology annotation, molecular function: G protein-coupled receptor binding; guanyl nucleotide binding; G-protein beta/gamma-subunit complex binding. Bases 1 to 954 code for a protein of 317 amino acids. The transcript is spliced from 5 exons. The record is from RefSeq and is a predicted model, not a curated record. Gene Ontology annotation, cellular component: heterotrimeric G-protein complex. Gene Ontology annotation, biological process: adenylate cyclase-modulating G protein-coupled receptor signaling pathway.
AUGGGGUGUGGAGUAAGCAGACAGGAGCGCCCAGAGCAGGAAAGGAAUGCCCAAAUUGAAGCACAAUUAAAGUGCGACUGGGCGCUGCAGAAUAGGGAACUGAAAGUGCUUAUGCUUGGUGCUGGUGACUCUGGCAAAUCUACAGUCAUGAAACAAUUGAAACUCGUACGUGGUGGUGGAUAUUCCCACGAUGAGCGCCUGAUCUUCAAGCCCAUUAUCCUUGAGAACAUUGUCAGAUCCAUGCGGAGCAUUCUGGAAGCCAUGGCCGUGUUUGAGAUAUCCGUGGAUAAUUCGGCAGCUGCCCAAUAUUCCCACGUGAUUUUCAUGCAAGGACAACGGUCUUAUCUUAAAGACGGCAUGCCCCACGAGGUACAUAUGGCUCUGAAAUCUCUGUGGAACGACGCAGGUGUGCAACAAUGCUAUGCGCGGUGCAGUGAAUAUCAGGUCAUGGACACCGCCGGAUACUAUUUUGACGAGAUUGACCGCUUCGCCGACCGCCACUUCUUACCGAACGAUGAAGACAUCGUCAGGUCUCGCCUUAAGACUACAGGAAUAAAUGAGUUCCAUUUUACCGCUGACAGCCUCACGUACCGUAUCGUCGACAUUGGGGGACAGCGAUCGGAGAGAAAGAAGUGGGUGCAUUGUUUUGAAGACGUGAAAUUGGUUCUAUUCCUUGUUGCAAUUUCAGAGUACGACCAGUGCUUGUACGAAGACCCUACAGUGAAUCGUAUGCAAGAAGCAUUGGAUCUGUUCAAAGAUACUUGUGAAUCACGUUGGUUGAAGCAGGCGGCAAUCCAACUUGUUUUCAACAAGACAGAUAUCUUUAGGGAGAAGUUAUUUUCUAGUCCUUUACAGAACUAUUUUCCAGAUUAUGAAGGUGGCUCGAACUACACCAGGGCUUGUCACUAUUUAUACUUCCCAGGUCGGUACCAUGAUCCAAACGCUCUUGAGUAA